Alternaria postmessia is the source of this 999-nucleotide messenger RNA. RefSeq lists its product as uncharacterized. Gene Ontology annotation, cellular component: membrane. The coding region runs from base 1 to 999 and encodes 332 amino acids. The transcript is spliced from 3 exons. NCBI's taxonomy places the organism in Eukaryota, Fungi, Ascomycota, Dothideomycetes, Pleosporales, Pleosporaceae. Gene Ontology annotation, biological process: arachidonate metabolic process. The record is from RefSeq and is a predicted model, not a curated record.
AUGCCUAAAGACAACCUUCGCUUGCUCUCGCUAGACGGUGGUGGUGUGCGUGGCCUUUCCAGCCUGAUGAUUCUGGACCGACUGAUGAAACACAUUAAUGAAGAUGCGCCUCCCAAACCAUGCGAAUAUUUCGAUAUGAUCGGUGGAACAAGCACAGGCGGAAUCAUCGCUAUUAUGCUCGGACGGCUAAGAAUGUCAGUAACCGAGUGCAUCGAGGCAUACGUGUCGCUCUCUGAACGAGUAUUCCGAAAACAGCGGAGUAAAUGGAAGAUCAACUUCCAUAUACAGGGCCGCUUCAACUCGAAAGAGUUGGCAGAGGUAGUGAAGGAGGUACUCGUAGAGCAAGGUUUCAAAAGGGAUGAGUUACUCAAAGACUCGCCUCAAGCAGGGUGCAAGGUCUUCGUGUGUGCGACAAGUAAACAUAACACCGACACUGUUUGCCUUACAAGCUACCGUACGCCGCGCGGCGGCAAUGAUGACUUGCUCGACGCAGUGACGAUAUGGCAGGCGUGUCGAGCCACCUCAGCCGCAUCCGGGUUCUUCGAUCCGAUCGAGAUAGGAAGAUACGACGAACAAUUCGUCGACGGCGCAACGGGAGCAAACAACCCAGUAAGGGAAGUCUGGGACCAAGCGGAGCUUUUAUGGGGUGCACCGCUUGAAGGCAAGCUGGAGCGCCUAGUAUCGAUUGGAACAGGGAUGCCCUCUAUGCAGCCAUUCGGUGAUUAUGUCUUGGAUAUCGUAGGCACGCUCAGAAAGUUGGCUACUGAGACAGAGAACACAGCAGAACACUUCCGGCGCGAGAAGUCUCAGCUUGCUUCUGAUGGGCGGUAUUGUCGGUUCAAUGUGCCGAGGGGAUUAGAGAACAUUGGGCUGGAGGAGGCGAAGAGACGUAACGAGAUUGCGUCAGCCACGAGGAGCUAUGUGAAACUUGAAGAGGUACGAACUCAAAUGUUGGUGUUUGCAGGCAAAGCGGACAAGCAGAAUCUACCUGGUGAGUAG